Messenger RNA from Triticum aestivum (bread wheat), 568 nucleotides. RefSeq names its product putative lipid-transfer protein DIR1. Lineage: Eukaryota; Viridiplantae; Streptophyta; Magnoliopsida; Poales; Poaceae. The coding region runs from base 56 to 367 and encodes 103 amino acids. The transcript has a single exon. Gene Ontology annotation, molecular function: fatty acid binding. Gene Ontology annotation, biological process: systemic acquired resistance. The record is from RefSeq and is a predicted model, not a curated record.
GCAAGCAGAACCACAAGCGGAGAAACAGUCCCACAAAAUUGAUAGCAUUACAGUCAUGGCCAAGGCACAGUCCAUGGCGGCGCUGCUCGCCGUGGUGCUCGUCCUGGGCGCGUCCGCGGACGUCGCGCACGGCGUCUGCAACAUCUCCAGCGGCGGGAUCCGCGCGUGCCAGCCGGCGGCAGCCAUCCGCAACCCGACGGACGCGCCGUCCGCCGACUGCUGCGCGGCGCUGGCGGGGGCCGACCUGCCGUGCCUCUGCCGGUACAAGAACGUCGGCGCCAUGUGGGUGAGGUUCUACAAGAUCGACGUGAAGCGCGCCAUGGCGCUGCCGCGCAAGUGCGGCCUCGCCAUGCCCGCCAACUGCUGAUGGAUGCGUCACGAAAUAUAUGAUGGACUGAAAUAUCUAUAUACCUAGAAUAAAUGAAGCACGUGAAAGACCGUUUCGUGCUUGCUUUGGUGUGUACUAUGUACUGUCAGGGCCGGUCCUGACUUUUCAGAGGCCCGGGGCGAACUUAAAAAGUGGGCCUAAUGUAGUGAAAAAUAUAAAUUACAUCGAUAUAAAGCACAA